UGCCUAAAAAUUCAAUUCGUUUACUGAAUGAGUUAGCAAGUAGUUUACCAGCGCAGUUCAGUUUAAAAAUUCGUCGCCAUAUAUAAAUAUUAAGACUUUGUUAUUCAUUGCACUACUCUUUGAUUGCAAUAAUCUGAAUAUAAAAUAAUAUGGAGGGAAAAGACGAAGCUAAAAGAUGGAAUUGCUCGCAGCAAAAAUUUGCAAGUCAAAUGCCGAGAGGGACGAGGCUUGAUGCUUCAGGAAGCAAACUAGAGGUCAAAGGCGCAAGGAAUUACACUUCACAAUCGUUGUGCAUUGAACAAAAUGAAAUGUUUGAAGACAUUGUGUUACGGGGUAUGCGUGCUGAUGGUCUUUCCACAAAACUUGGUGUAAAAAACAAUAAAGAAAGUAUUUCCAAGCUUGUAGGAGGUUUAUUUGGCAAGGACCAUAGAUAUGACGUUGUCAUGUCUCAUUACAACACUAAACGGCAACGAAAUAAUUGCGCCAAGACCAUCUUUGCUACCAUGACUGGAGAAGAGUUAAAGAUGAUACGAGCUGAAAUGUUCCCCACCACAAUUGAUUUACAAAUCCGCAACAAUCUUCAACAAUUCUUUGAAACACAACGACAUAAACUGAAAGAUGCAAUUGAAGUUUUGUGUAAGAUGCAAGAGACCUUCAAGGAGCUUGCACCAGUAGCUGAACUACUUUCAACUCACAACUUUCAAACUCGUGGAUUCUUUGUGGAUGUUUUGGUCAGCAUGUGUAACUUUAUCAUACAAGUACUUGAAGCAGUCAAUGAUUUUGGAAUCCCAACCGACACAAGCCAACCUGAACCUCAGUAUAAUGCUGGCAAGGAUGCCAAUGACACCACUGUGGCAGAGAUUUUACUCUCUGUUGGUUCGAACCCAAACUACCUCAACACUCCAACUCAGGCCCCUAACUCUAACCCAGUCACCAAUGAUACAACAACCAAACCAACCACAGUUAUUAUUAAGUCAAGUGAUGUAAAUGGAAAUAACAAAUCUAACACUGCUGAUGGAACACAGAUGGAAGAUACAUGUAAGGAAUGGACAACUGUUGAAAUGGUUGAGGGAGAUGGACAAACAAGAUAUUUGUUGGUGAAAACACCUAAGGGUGAAGACGGAGGCAUUGACGCAGAGAAACUAAUACAAUUGCUUCAUAAUAACGAAGGUGUGGUUUUGGACAGCAAUAAUGUACAGACAACACAGUUCUUGAAUAAUGUUGAAAAAUCUGACUAUCUUGUACAAGGCGGUCAAACUAACACACCAGCCACACAGAGUACAGUUGAUACAAACCAGCAAAAUCCAUCCACUAACUUAGUGGAGAACCAGCAGGAAUUGAAUAAAGCAGACAAUGAAGAAAAUCCUCCAAACGUAGAUGAUGAUGACCCUUUGUCAAGAAAGAGAGUGAAACUGAAAUGAUGACGCAAGUUACAAUGACGAUCACCAUAUUACAUACAGGGUUAAGAAACUUUGAUGUUGUUGACAUCUUUGAGACUUGGUGAGAAAAAGGCUUCAAUUUCUUAAUAAAGUUUUUACGAAAAAGAAA
Messenger RNA from Ciona intestinalis (vase tunicate), 1548 nucleotides. NCBI's taxonomy places the organism in Eukaryota, Metazoa, Chordata, Ascidiacea, Phlebobranchia, Cionidae. The record is from RefSeq and is a predicted model, not a curated record.